Messenger RNA from Pararge aegeria (speckled wood butterfly), 2041 nucleotides. RefSeq lists its product as uncharacterized. The coding region runs from base 74 to 2041 and encodes 655 amino acids. The transcript has a single exon. The record is from RefSeq and is a predicted model, not a curated record. NCBI's taxonomy places the organism in Eukaryota, Metazoa, Arthropoda, Insecta, Lepidoptera, Nymphalidae.
UUAUGCUUGCACAUUUAAGGUUUUGAGUUUUCUGUCCUAAUUUAUAGAUUAGAUUAUUUAUUGUAUUUUUGUCAUGGAGCAUCACAAUGUUCACACUACUCUGAAAAAUGGUGAGAGAGUAACAAGUACAUAUGCUGAGAUUUACUUUAAUGACUCCUAUUGUUAUCCUCGAAAUUACAACGUUUUAAAACAUGAAACACUACAUCAUAAAGAUAACGACCAUAAGGACGAAUGGGUUUCUCCAAGCGAUUUACUUAUAGGAAUGGUAGAAUUGAAACCACCUUUUACAUCCAAAUUUACAAGAGGUAAAACACACGAAGGGAUAUUAAUGAUUGGGAACGGUAUUUUAGACAAAGAGCGAGCUUCAUUUCUCGGCUCAAUGACGACAUUAAUGGAAGAUAACGAUGCUGCAUGGAAAGAUAUUAUGAUCAAUGAAAAACACGAAGUUGUUAAGAAGGUUAAAGCUAUAUUUCUAGAUAUAUUCAAAUACAAAAGUGAAAUUAUGAAACAGGAAGUAUCAAAAUUUUACGAACAUUCAUUACAAGAUUUAGAAAUACAUUUACGAUCCGAAAUUCAAACUGUUAUUCAAUGUGCGCGUGCUAAUAUUGUGUCCGAUUUAAAUAGUAAAAUACAACAAAAUCUGCAAAGAGAAAAAAGAAAAUUAGUAGAUGUACUUGCUAAAAAGUAUAUAACUGAAAGGCAAAAAAUUAAAAAAUAUUACAAAACUUUGUUGGAUAACGAAUUAUGCAGGAACAAUACACUCAUAAAUAAAGCAUUUCACGAAAGAAAUGAUGCUGUUAAAGCUUUUUACAAGCAAGUUGAAUCAAAGAGACUAACUAGUACUAUGUAUAUUAUGAGUUUAGAAAGGAAAAAAUGUCAAAUGAAAAAAAUUGUUUUAGAAAAUCUGCAAAGUGUAGAACUAACAGAAAAGCUUAAAAAAAUAAAGGAUAAAAAAGAAGAAAUUGAUGCUUUUAAAAAGAAAGAUGUUCGAAUGGCGGAAAUUAAUAAGCAGUGGGAAGAGAAAAUUAAAAAAGUCCUAAUUUUAUUUCUAAAGUUUAUAAGUUUCUCGCUUAAGCUUUUACCAGAACAAACAACGUUUUUGCUAGAUUUAGAAAAAAUGUUUGUGUUACAGUUAAAUGAAAUUCAAAAAAAUCCUGAAGUUAUAUCUACUGUUUUAUUUGAGGAAAAAGAACAAUUAAAUAUUUUUGAAUUUCCAACUCCAGAACAAGAAAUUACCGUGUGUGAGGAGGAGCCGUUUGUUUUAGUGGGUGACUUGUUAGCUGAAUUUGCAGAACCACAUUAUGGAAGUCGUGAGACAUUGCCAAGUGACAUAGAUCUCCCAUAUUUCAGAUUCAACAGAAAAUAUUUUUAUGCUAAAUGCCAUGGAUACGAAAGUAUCAAAAAGUUUCUGAUCUCACAAAGUUGUAAAUGUAGUUUAGCUAUUGAAGCUGAUUUCUUUAAACCAUUAACAGGUUUGGAACCAAAAAACGUUGGCGUAACACUUAAACCAGAACCUUUAGCAAAAGAAAGCAAAGCAAACGGAAACGAAUCAUCUACAGAAUCACUAUUAAUUGAGGAUUAUUUACGACUCCACGAAUGUCCUGUUAGAAAAUGUUGUGACUGGAUAAAGAGAAAUACUUUUCCUUAUUUAGCAUCUUAUCUAGAUUAUAAUGAAGAAAAUUUUAACAGAGUAACAGCUAUACUUGGUGAAAUUCCGGAUAAAGCAGCUCUACCAGUAUUAAUAUCUGUGCAGGAUAUUGAGGAAAAUGAGCUACCUUUUGCUGCAACGAAAGAAUCACAUCACACUGUGGCAACUCAAUAUUCAAGUCAAGAUGAUUUGACCUUAGAUGAAAUAAAAUGUUCCUGUUUUGGCAACGCGGUUGUAAAACAUACAGAAUCACAUUAUAUACUUAAAUCAUCUUCAAGCAAAGCUUUGCAUGAUAUAUUAUUAAAACGGAAAAUUUCUUUGCAGCGAUUAAUGGACACAAAUCCUAACUUGCUCAAAAUAUUUACAGAUGAAUGUUUUGAUUAUAAAAUGUAA